Molecule: messenger RNA, 2202 nt
Organism: Aspergillus affinis
Lineage: Eukaryota; Fungi; Ascomycota; Eurotiomycetes; Eurotiales; Aspergillaceae
Product: glutamine-dependent NAD(+) synthetase
Exons: 13
Coding region: 1-2202 (733 amino acids)
Biological process (GO): NAD+ biosynthetic process
Cellular component (GO): cytoplasm
Molecular function (GO): NAD+ synthase (glutamine-hydrolyzing) activity; ATP binding; glutaminase activity
Source: RefSeq, a predicted model, not a curated record
AUGGGUCACCUUGUAACUCUAGCAACAUGUUCCCUCAACCAAUGGGCUCUGGACUUUGAGGGGAACACGGAACGAAUCAUCGAGAGUAUUCGCAAGGCCAAGGCCGCGGGUGCUACUCUUCGAGUCGGCCCCGAACUCGAAAUCACCGGCUAUGGCGUUCUGGAUGGAUUCCACGAGGGAGACACCUUCCUUCAUUCGUGGGAGAUGCUUGCCCGCAUCAUCGAUCACCCCGACUGCCAGGAUAUUGUGGUUGAUGUGGGUAUGCCUGUGCGCCACAGGAAUGUCUCGUAUAACUGCAGGGUCAUCUUCUACAACCGCAAGAUCAGCUUGAUUCGCCCAAAGAUGUGGCUUGCCAACGGUUCGUUGCUAUCCUUCUCUUUUAUCCCUGCCGGCUUUCCAUUUACUGGUCAGACAUGGGUCGCUGACAGAGAUGUUGCACGUCUAGAUGGUAACUACAGAGAGCUCCGUCACUUCACGCCCUGGCAACGACCCCAGGAGAUCGAGGAUUACUAUCUUGAGCAGAUCGUCGGGAAGAUCACUGGACAGUAUAAGGUUCCUUUCGGUGAUGCGGUCAUAAGCACUCGGGAUACUUGUUUCGGCGUGGAGACGUGCGAGGAACUCUUCACUCCUAAUGGCCCUCAUAUUCCUUACGGUCUUGCUGGCGUUGAAAUUAUCUCCAACUCGUCAGGAAGCCACCACGAGCUUCGAAAGCUGGACACUCGGAUCAACCUCAUUACCCAAGCAACGAAAUUGAGCGGCGGCAUUUACCUGUACGCGAACCAGCAAGGCUGCGACGGAGAUAGGCUUUAUUACGAUGGUUGUGCAAUGAUUGUAGUCAAUGGUAACAUCGUCGCUCAGGGUUCCCAGUUCUCCCUGAAUGAUGUGGAAGUUGUCACAGCCACAGUUGAUAUCGAAGAGGUGCGGACAUACCGUUCGAGUUCCAGCCGCAAUAUGCAAGCCAGCAAACAGUCCCCGUUUGUCCGCCUUGACUUGGACACCAGACUUUCUCGUCGGGAUGAUGAAGCUGAGCCUAGUCUUGCUCCGUCGGAAACACUUGCCGCGCGGUAUCAUGCCCCAGAGGAAGAAGUUGCUCUUGGACCGGCUUGUUGGCUGUGGGAUUACCUGCGGAGAAGCGGUGCGGCAGGCUUUUUCCUUCCUCUGAGCGGCGGUAUCGAUAGCUGUGCUACAGCGACUAUUGUGCAUUCUAUGUGUCGAGAAGUCAUUAAAGCCGUGUCAGAGGGGAAUGAGCAGGUCAUUAAAGAUGUCCGAAGGCUCUGUGCCGAGCCCGCCGAUUCGACUUGGCUUCCUACUACCAGCCAAGAAGUGUGCAACCGCAUUUUCCACACCAGCUUCAUGGGUACACAAAACUCCAGCAAAGAGACACGAGACCGAGCCAAGGGUCUAGCUUCGGAUAUCGGAUCCUACCAUGUCGACUUCAAUUUCGACACCGUCGUGACUGCUCUGACGAACCUUUUCACUGUCGUCACCACCUUCCAGCCUAAAUUCAAGGUCCACGGCGGUAGUCGGGCAGAGAAUCAGGCUUUGCAGAACGUCCAGGCGCGUUUGAGAAUGGUUCUCUCGUAUCUGUUUGCUUCUUUGCUGCCGACAGUCCGUCAACGUCCGGGUGGUGGUGGACUUCUCGUGCUGGCCUCUUCCAAUGUCGAUGUCUCCGAGCUAAACCCAAUCGGCUCCAUCUCCAAAGUCGACCUCAAAAAGUUCAUCGCCUGGUCCCGCGACUCCUUCGAACUCCCCAUCCUCCACGAGUUCCUCUCCGCCACGCCAACCGCAGAACUCGAGCCCAUCACAGCGACAUACGUCCAAUCCGACGAAGCCGACAUGGGCGUCACCUACGCCGAGCUAUCCAUCUUCGGUCGUCUGCGCAAGAUCCAGAAACUGGGUCCGUGGUCGAUGUACGAGCGGCUGCUUCAUCUCUGGGGCAAUGAGUAUAGUCCGCGCGAGAUCUAUGAGAAGACACGUCACUUCUUUUAUAAUUAUGCGAUUAAUCGGCAUAAGCAGACGGUUAUUACGCCCAGUUAUCAUGCGGAACAGUAUUCGCCGGAUGAUAAUCGGCAUGACUUGAGGCAGUUUCUUUAUCCUUCUUUCUCCUGGGCCUACCAGAAGAUGGAAGACAGUGUGAAGUAUUGGGAAUCGAAGGGAUGGACGACUGGGAAGGCUCAGAAGAAGAGCGUCAAGGCUGAUUAG